This is a messenger RNA of Oreochromis aureus, 1550 nucleotides long. RefSeq names its product C-type lectin domain family 12 member B-like. The record is from RefSeq and is a predicted model, not a curated record. The transcript has 8 exons. The coding region runs from base 154 to 978 and encodes 274 amino acids. Lineage: Eukaryota; Metazoa; Chordata; Actinopteri; Cichliformes; Cichlidae.
CCCAGCUUCCAGCCAGAAAUCUCACCCACCACUGAACCUUGCCGUCUAAACUUGGAUUCUCUUCACCUCUACUGCCUGCCCUCCUGCCUGCUGACUGUGCUGGAAACACUAAACCUCAGAAGUUACACGAAGCUCAACAGAAAGUCUGUAAGGAUGGCAGAGGAGGAAGUUAACUAUGCCACAGUCAAAUUCAAAGAAAAGAAACAUUCCCAAUCAAAAGUUAAAAAGGAGGAAACUGUUUUUGAUGAAGUGGAGGUGAAAAAUGAAGCAAAGGAACAAACUCUGGACACAAACGACAAGACAUCAGACAGAACUACGAGCAGACAUCGCCACUAUAAACAGUUGGCUUGUUGUUUGGGAAUCAUUUGUGUCAUGUUGGUGUUUGGCAUCAUAGCAGCCACUGUCUACCAAAAACAACUUGCAGAAAACCAGGAGCUCAAAAAGAAAAAUAAGGAGCUGGAGACAGAAAAGAAAAACCUAACAGAAAUAAUACAACAGAUGACGACAUCAGGGAAUGACUUCAAUGUUAGUCAAGCUCAAUGGAGCAUUGAUGCCUACUGUCCCAAAGAAAAUAACAACAGAAAAUGUAACCCUUGUCAGAAGGGAUGGGAUCAUGUUGAGUCCAGCUGCUAUGCAAUUAAUGAUGCUAACCGUGAUCAAUGGAAAACCUGGGAAGAAGCUCGAGAAAACUGCAGAGGAAAGAUUUCAGAUUUGGUUGUUGUGAUUAAUGAAGAAGAAAAGAAAACUGUCAGUAAAAUGAGUUGGACAUAUGGAAACAAAGGAUACUGGAUUGGUCUGAGAGUUGAAGAUGGGAAAUGGAAGUGGCUGGAUGGAAGGAAUCUGACUAGUAGCUCCUGGAUCGACCAGCUUCCUUCUGAUGGUCACUGUGCAAUCUCUGUCAAAGACCAAGGAUUUAAAUCAGUGAGCUGUAAUGAGAAGAACCGAUGGAUCUGCAAAAAGAAAGCUUUGUCUGUUUGAAUACUGCAGUAAAACCUCAGAGGACUUUUGGAUAGUCUCAAUCUCAAAAAUAUAAUAUUAAUGAUGAUAUUAAUAACUGGUCAACAGAGGGCACUGCAUUACUUCAAAUCAAAGAGUUGUUGCCUGAAGUAUCUGCACUGAGAUUUUUUUCAUGUUGCAAUGAUAGUUAUUGUUAAGCUAUGUUAUAUGAAUGACAAAUGUUUUAGUCAAGCCAAGAACAACACUGUUCAAACUGCUGUCACAUGUGGAAGAAGGACAUCUGGCCUCUACAUUUGGACUUUGUUAAUCAGUCACAGUGUCAACAUCAGCUACAGAGCAGCAGAGAAGAACAGGAAGUUCAUCUUAUAAUUCAAGUCUCAUGUUGUGUAUUUUGCAUAUUGUUAUCAUAUCAACUUCUCUUUUUUAGUGCUGUUAGUAAAGUUUUGAUUUUAUUCAUUUACAUUGAUUGAAAUGAAAGUAUGGAUCCAUCCUGCUUUGUAUCACCAGCUCAGCCUGGUGGUGGUGCUGUAAGGGUUUGGGGGGCAUUUUCUUGGCACACUUUGGGUCAUUUAUGCCAAGUGAGCAUAAAUAAA